Hemibagrus wyckioides is the source of this 1405-nucleotide messenger RNA. RefSeq lists its product as uncharacterized. The coding region runs from base 116 to 1234 and encodes 372 amino acids. The record is from RefSeq and is a predicted model, not a curated record. The transcript has 7 exons. Lineage: Eukaryota; Metazoa; Chordata; Actinopteri; Siluriformes; Bagridae.
UUACUAAUGAUAUGCAGCCAUUUGGGCAGUAACAGCUAAGAGAAGUCCACUAAAACAUUUCCCUGUGCGCUGGAAAGAGCAAAAGAAGAGUAGAAUUGAAGUGAAGUUUCAUUCCAUGAUGAAGAGCCUCCUCAUCUUCACCCUCUCACUAAUAUCAGGUCCAGUGGGCUGUGUUGUGACUGGAUACACAGGAGGAAGCAUCAUUAUAAUCUCUGAUCUAAAAUGGGAUUUCAGAUAUAUUAGAUAUAUUUGUAAGAAAGAAAGAACAUCAUGCACUGAUAUAAUACGUACUGACACCACAAAGAAUUCUGUUCAAGAGGGAAGAUUCAUGCUGUAUGAAAAUACAAGAGGAUUUGUGACAGUUUUAAUCAGGGGUCUGGAGCCACAGGAUGCUGGAACAUACAGAAUGGGAGUAGGAAGUUGGUUGAGUACUGAUGUGACACUGACAGCUACUAAUGAUUCUUGUUGUCCUGGGCCAAAAACAAUGCAUGCUUUUCCUGGACAGAAUAUCAGCAUCAUCUCUAACUAUCCUGUGGUAUACGACAGACACUACAAGUAUAUCAUGAAACUUGACAAUGGCAGUGUUUUAAAUGACAUUGUAGAUACUCACACCCAAUCCCAGAACAACAGAUUCUCCAUUUCUGAUGACAGAAAUGCUAAAGUUCUCGGUCUGAGCAUCAGUAAUGUGACAGAAGCUGAUGAUGGAGUUUAUUUAUGUGGAGUCUUCAACAGAAUGAACUCAGUAGAGUAUUUUUCCUUCUUCACAGAGAUUCAGCUGCAUGUUAGAGCCAAAUCAUGGACAGAAAUCUCAUCUGAUAGAACGAAUUUCAAAUCUUCCAGUACCAUGAUCAUCAUCAUCAUUGUGUGUGUCUGUGUGGCUCUGCUGCUGAUUGGCGGAUUUACACUGAUGGCCUACAAAAUGAGACACAUGAGAACACAAGAUUCAGCACCUUCAUCCAAAGACAAUGAACAGGUUCACCCUGGUCAAUGCAUUUACGAGGAGAUUGAUCAGACCACACAUGUUUCUGCAACAGACACCGAACUUUAUAUGGAUGUUACAUCACACAGUCCUGAUACACAGAUCUCCUCCACGGUACCACCACCACAAGAACAAAAUCUCACUUACACCACUGUGAGUUUCCAGAAGAAUCCAGAUGAUGCUGCAAUCACCUUCAGAAAGGAGGAAUCUACAACUGAGUACGCCACUGUCCAGCACACCUCAACAGUGGAAUAAUUAACGAAUCAAUGAUUAUGCUUUCACCAAAAUGUGCUUUCAACAAAAUAUUAAUUAUACAAUGUCUUAGAUUUAUGAAAUUUAUAUAAUUUUUUGUAACUAAUACCUUUUUUUUGUCUGUUUGUUAGUGUUGUCAAAUAACAAAUAAAUGCCACCUGCUAUGACAUUAAA